This is a messenger RNA of Iphiclides podalirius (scarce swallowtail), 2934 nucleotides long. The record is from the annotation of a GenBank genome assembly. NCBI's taxonomy places the organism in Eukaryota, Metazoa, Arthropoda, Insecta, Lepidoptera, Papilionidae.
AUGGAAGUUACCGAUGAAAACUUAGCUACCUUAGCAAACUAUUUGCAACAAACUUUAAAUCCCGAUCCCAACGUCAGACGACCCGCUGAAAAAUUUCUGGAAGGCGUUGAAGUUAACCAAAAUUACGCUAUUCUAUUGCUUCACCUAAUUGAUAAGGACACAGUGGAUUUGACCAUCAGGAUAGCGGGAGCAGUUGCCUUCAAAAACUACAUUAAAAGAAAUUGGGCUGUGGAAGAAGAUGGUGUUGACAACAUCCAUGCAAAUGACCGCGGUGCUAUAAAAACUCUCAUAGUAACAUUAAUGCUGAAGUCACCAGAGCCAGUGCAGCGACAGUUCAGUGAUGCCGUAUCUAUAAUUGGAAAAUAUGAUUUCCCAGAAAAAUGGCCGGGCCUCAUAGCUGAAAUGGUAGAGAAGUUUGGUACAGGAGAUUUCCAUGUAAUUAAUGGGGUGCUCAGAACUGCCCAUUCGCUUUUUAAGCGGUAUAGAUUUGAAUUUAAAUCACAGAAGUUGUGGGAGGAGAUCAAGCAUGUCCUCGAUAACUUUGCAAAACCAUUGACAGAUUUGUUUGUGGCAACCAUUGACCUUACUACCAAACAUGCAGACAAUCAACAAGCAUUAAAUGUAAUUUAUGGUUCACUUGUAUUAAUUUGCAAAGUCUUCUACUCCCUCAAUUAUCAAGAUCUGCCAGAAUUCUUUGAAGAAAAUAUGCAUAUAUGGAUGCCGAACUUACUCAACCUACUACAAGUGAAGGUGCCACUCUUAGAAGCUGAUGGUGACGAAGACAAACCUGGAGUAAUGGAGCAACUACGUACAGAAGUGUGCGAGUGUGCUGCCCUAUACGCGUUAAAAUAUGAAGAGGAAUUUGGCCCCCAUGCACCCUCUUUCGUCACAGCAGUGUGGACAGUAUUGCUGGCUACUGGCCCCCAGGCCAAAUAUGAUGCUUUGGUGUCAAAUGCACUGACAUUCCUAGCUAAGGUGGCAGAGAAGAGAAGCUAUAAAAAUUUGUUUGAAGAUCCAGGAACGCUGAGCAGCAUCUGUGAGAAAGUCGUCAUACCAAAUAUGGAGUUCCGAGAGUCUGACAUGGAGCUGUUCGAAGACAACCCAGAGGAGUAUGUGCGGAGAGACAUGGAGGGCUCCGACGUGGACACGAGACGGCGCGCCGCCUGCGAUCUGGUGCGCACCCUAGCGCAGCACUACGAGGAGAAGAUGAUGCACAUCUUCGGCCAGUACGUCCAGCUGAUGCUGGCGAAGUACGGGGAGUGCGGGCCGGCGGCGUGGCGCGGCAAGGACGCGGCGCUGUUCCUCGUGACGUCACUGGCGGCGCGCGGCGGCACCCAGGCGGCGGGCGUGACGCGCGCCUCGCCGCUAGUCGACCUCGCGACCUUCGCGGCGGCGCACGUGCUGCCCGAGCUGCGGCGGGCGCCCGUGACCGAGUUGCCCGUGUUGAAGGCCGACGCGAUCAAGUACAUCAUGACGUUCCGAUCGUUGCUGCCGAAGGAGGUCGUCACCACUGCUCUACCACUGCUGAUCGAGCACAUCUGCGGGCGCGGUGUGGUGUGCACGUACGCCGCUUGCACCGUGGAGAAGCUGGUGGCCGGCGGGAUGGUGGACAAGCGGCUGCUGGAGCCGCAGGCGCCCAAACUGCUCGCGGCGCUGUUCGCCACCAUCGGCGACGACGCGGACCCGGCCGACCACAACGAGUACGUCAUGAAGGCGAUCCUGCGGACGAUAUCGUGCCUGCAGGAAGCCGCGCUGCCGUACUUGGGCGACGCCCUGCCGAAGCUGGCCCAUAUGCUGUCCGUCGUGGCGAAGAACCCCUGCAAGCCCCACUUCAACCACUAUCUGUUCGAGACGCUCUCCCUGGCCGUGGCAUUAGUGACCAAAUCUAACCCGAACGCAAUAUCCGCUUUCGAAGAUGCCCUCUUCCCGAUAUUCCAAGAAAUUCUCCAAAAUGAUGUUCAAGAGUUCAUGCCGUACGUGUUCCAAAUGCUGUCGCUGCUGCUCGAGCUGCGGGGCGGCGGCGGCGGGGGCGGUGCGGGGGGCGGUGCGGGGGCGGGCGAGGGCGACGGCGACGCGUACGGCGCGCUGCUGCCGUGCCUGGUGGCGCCGCCGCUGUGGGAGCGGCCCGCGAACGUGCGCCCCCUGGUGCGGCUGCUGUGCGCCUUCGUGGCGGCGCGCGCGCCCCUCGUGCUGCGCUCCGGCAAGCUGAAUGCGAUGCUGGGCGUAUUCCAGAAGCUUAUUGCGUCGAAGACUAACGAUCACGAGGGCUUCUAUCUUGUUCAGACAAUGCUCUAUAAGCUGGGAAAGCAGGUGAUGGAGCAGUACGAGAAGCAGAUCGUCACGCUGCUCUUCCAGCGGCUCUCCUCGUCGAAGACCACGAAAUACGUGCGCGGCCUCAUAGCGUUCCUCGGCUUCUACGCGGCGCACUUCGGGGCCGACCCGCUCAUCGAUCUAGUUGAGUCCGUUCAGCAGAACAUGUUCGCUAUGUACGUGGAGCGCGUGUUGAUCCCCGACCUGCAGAGGGUCACCGGCACCCUGGAGCGGAAGGCGGCGGCCGUCGGCUGCGUCAAGCUGCUCUGCGAGUCUGCCCACUUCAGGCACGGCUCGCUCGCCUACUUGUGGCUGAACGUUCUGCAGACGCUGAUCUCGCUGUUCGAACUGCCGGCCGACGAGUCGUCGCUGCCGGAAGACCACUUCGUGGAGGUGGACGAGCCGGCGGGCUACCAGGCGCAGUACGCGCAGCUAACGUGCGCGCGCGGCGCCUCCAGUGACCCCUUCGCUGCCAUCACGGACCCCAAACGCUACCUGGUGGAGAGUCUGGGCAACAUGGCGCGCCACUGGCCCGACGUGAUGCCCCAGAGGAUCGCCGAGCUUGAUCAGCCCCACCGCCAGGCCCUGCAGAUGUACCUCCACACGUACAGCAUACAGAUUUGC